AUGUCGGCGGCGAUAGCGAACGGCGAGAACGGUGAUCAUGAAGAGGGGGCGCCGGCGAGUAAGAGGAGGAGGAUUGCUCUUGCUUGCAAUGCCUGUCGGAUCCGGAAGAGCAGAUGUGAGUUAUGUGGUUACGUGGACGAAGGCAAACUCACGACUGACUGA
Molecule: messenger RNA, 162 nt
Organism: Saxophila tyrrhenica
Lineage: Eukaryota; Fungi; Ascomycota; Dothideomycetes; Mycosphaerellales; Extremaceae
Exons: 2
Coding region: 1-162 (53 amino acids)
Biological process (GO): regulation of DNA-templated transcription
Molecular function (GO): DNA-binding transcription factor activity, RNA polymerase II-specific; zinc ion binding
Source: RefSeq, a predicted model, not a curated record